This is a messenger RNA of Tribolium castaneum (red flour beetle), 1059 nucleotides long. Its product is annotated as CIMIP2 protein CG18335. Lineage: Eukaryota; Metazoa; Arthropoda; Insecta; Coleoptera; Tenebrionidae. The transcript has 6 exons. The coding region runs from base 97 to 1017 and encodes 306 amino acids. The record is from RefSeq and is a predicted model, not a curated record.
AACUUUUGACCUUCUGCUCAUCUCCAGGCAACUAUGUUUUGUGUCAACUGUCCGUAAAAUUGUGUCAUUUCGUGGGGGUUUAUCAAAUUUUUCGUAAUGGAACUAGUUUCGGCCCCAAAUCCUCAUUUCAUUCCGGGAUAUACCGGCUUUUGUCCUCAAUACAAGUACCGAAUCGGCGAUACUUAUGGUACUACCACCCAUAAAGUCCUCCUAGACCCUACAGUUCACCAUGCGGAAAAAUUGGUACUUUCGGACCGACUUACGGACGACUACCAAGUGGUACGACCUCCACAGAAAGACAUUGAUAUUGUCAAUGCUCGAGCUGUGACCAAUGACACGAUUUACAAGCAUCCCAUUAUUCCAGGAUAUGAAGGGUUUGUGCCACGUGAACACAAUCUCAUGGGUCAGCGGUUUACGGUUCAAGCAACCGAGGCGUUAUCCGAGUUUGAAAAGCUUCAAAGUGCUGAUAAAACGGCACUGAAUGAGCUGCUGAGAAUUGGGGCAGUGCAGGACGCUAAGUGGUACCCCAACACACUAUCAGAUCGCGAGUUGACUGUAACCCAAUUUAAAUUGCCUUUGACCGACGUUCGGCCCGAAUGUGCUGGUAUUUUGCGUAAUCUGCCCCAAGUGGAACCCCCACUGACCCCACCACGCCAUUCCCCAAGUCCCUAUUUCAUGGAUAACAUAGAUCCGGAGAAAUAUUUCAAAAAAGGUUUUGCGGGUCAUGUGCCCUUUGGGUACGCUUCGUUCGGAAAAGUGAACGAAGCAAUGACAAAUAGUGCCCUUUGUGAUUUCACCUCGAAUUAUAGGAAACGGUUGAGUACCGAAUGGGCCCCUGUGACUAUCAGUCGGGCUGAUCCGCCCCUGUUGAUACAACCAUCAGAGAUUUACCAUAAACAUAUCGGGCAGUUGCCCAAUUAUGGGGGGCAUAUACCUGGGGCCAUUUUCAGGUUUGGGAAAACUUACGGGAAUGAUUCCAGAGAUGCCAAAAGGUGGUUACGAGGAGAUUAUAGUUAAAAUUUUUGUAUUUUUGUUGGAAAUGAUAAAAUUUUCGAGAAU